This is a messenger RNA of Hydractinia symbiolongicarpus, 1189 nucleotides long. RefSeq lists its product as uncharacterized. The record is from RefSeq and is a predicted model, not a curated record. Bases 230 to 955 code for a protein of 241 amino acids. The transcript is spliced from 2 exons. NCBI's taxonomy places the organism in Eukaryota, Metazoa, Cnidaria, Hydrozoa, Anthoathecata, Hydractiniidae.
ACAAGCUACCUUAGCAAAUGCGCGCUCCAAAGUUUAAAGUGUUUAAAAAUUUUGGGUGUGAGUGAGUUUUACGCUUCAAUAUGUUUUAAACAUUUCUAAACAGGAAUAAAAAGGACUCGUAUCUCCACAAAAUCAUUUUAAAAACAAGUUUUUAAGGUUUCAAGUAGCCGUUGAAAGUAAAGUUUUUAGCAGCAGUUUAUUAGUUGAAUCGCACAAUCAAAACUUGAAUAUGGCUUUCUUCAAAACACUUGCAUUUGUCUUGCUUGUUGUUUAUGUUAGUCAUGUUUACACUGGCAUGCAAGAAGAAGCAGAUGAUGCUUGUAAAGCCAAACCACAAUUUUACGAAGGCACAAAAAGAGUGGUGAAUAAUCUUGGUGCUGCAUUGAACAUGCCAGUGGGUGACGGAACAGGAUUUGACAAAGCACAUGUGGUACCUACAGGUACAAUGCGAACACUGAUAUGCGGACAAUUUGCUGAUUUCAAAGACGAAGAUAAAAUUAGUGAUUGGAAAAGCGGGAUCAGUGAUCUAAUAACGCGACUGCAUACGAUUGAUCAAGAAUGGAAAGAUCUCAACACCUUGAAACAAAACCAUAACGACGCCUGGAAAAAAUUUGUGCAGAAAAAUAAAGAUAACAAGAAGAGUUGCGAAGAUCUUCUUAACAACAUUGAUGACGACGAUGCACGCUCUGAUGAAGAAAUAGCAAAGAAUUUAAAAGCAUUAUUGAAAUGUGCAAACAGUGCUCCGGCAAACUUAAGGGUAGGUCAUGCCAGAACCAACAAUGCCAUAGGGAACGAAUUGGAUCCAAUCUUGAAAAGACCAGUUGCUGAUGAUCAUAAAGUAACGAAAGCAGAUUUGACUUCAAAAUCGAAACAAUACGAUGGAGAGUUGGGAUUGGAAUACAAGAAGUAUGCUGAUGGUGGAAUUAUGACAUCUGAUCAACCGUAUCGCGGUUAAAAGAAUUUAAGGAUUGUAUUAAAACAAUAAAAGGAAUAUUAGUGUCGAAGAUAAUUUAUUUGUUACUUGCUAUUAUUAAAGAAAUAAAGAAAAAAACGAAGAAUUUUCUAAAUUUCACAUUUACAUUGGAUUUAAUUAAACUAUAAAAGAACGAUAAUAAAAACAAAAACAUAAUGAAAAUACCAUAAUACUAAAAUUAUUUACUUGGAGACAAAACCGUCUAUCAAAAUCUUG